Messenger RNA from Porites evermanni, 6053 nucleotides. NCBI's taxonomy places the organism in Eukaryota, Metazoa, Cnidaria, Anthozoa, Scleractinia, Poritidae. The record is from the annotation of a GenBank genome assembly.
AUGUCAUUUCAGUCACAAGGCGGACAAGGUGAUUAUUUUUUGCAGUAUCGACGUAUGAAAACAAGCAAGUCUUGCAGAUAUUGCUUGCUGUAUUGCUGGAUCGAGGCUAGAGUACAUAGUUCGCGUCAAAAUGAUCAUAUGAUCACGGCUUGCCUUCGCUUUCUUUUGGCAGAAACACAGAAUCGGAGGAUUCUACAAGAUCUGCAACAAAAACGCCAGAUGCUUUUAAAUCAAGGCCAAGGUGGCGUAGGAAAUGUGGGGUGAGUCGAAGUGAUCUUUGACCUUUAAUUGUGAGCUAAUUGUGAGAGAUGCUAGAAAAUACAGUUGUAAGCUGACAGAAAUAAGCUUACUAACAUAGUUUCAACAUAGAUUUUUCAUACUUUGUACUUUGUUACGUGGUAUGUUACACAGGUAAUACAUAGGCAGAAGUGAACACAACAUGGCUUAAACAUAGUCCAACAUAGUUAAUAAAUAGCAUGAACAUAGGUUUUGCAUAUGUCUAGUUCUACAAGGGGUUAUGAUUUGGACGGUAAAUUUGGCAUCCCUCUCGCUUGAACAAUUUCUUUCCUUGUUACUUACACAAAAUAGCAUGUUGUUGUCACAUAGAGUUUGUGAAGCUUCGUUUAGUAAAUUCAAGUCACUCACCACUUCUGGAUUAAUGCUUGAUCUAUGCAAGGAAACAGUAGCGUAAAUUACAUGUAGUUGCACCAUACAGGAUUACACCACCACCAAAUAUUAAAAGAUUUGCUCAAUCAAGGAUAAAACAGCCUUUGUACAGACUGUCACAUGAUGUCUUACAGCAUGUCACAAUGCUUUGCAUGAAUAGACAAAUUUUCUUUUCCCAAGCAUUUCCAAAAUGAAAGGGUUACUUGGAUUAAAGUCCCAUGAGACUUAUGAUAAACUCCUAGUCUUCCCUUUCAAGUUACCUCAUAUUUUUCCAGAGAAACAAAUGGAAAGUUUGACAUUAUCUGAGUAGUUAGUUAAAGGCCUUAUCACAUUCGGCUGCAUUAAAUGCUCUUUGUUAGCUUUAAGUGUACCAAUUUUAUGAGAAAUACGGAAGCAAAAACAUAUGUGUUGUAUAAUCUUUCUUAACAAAUUUAUUAUUAUAUUGCGCAUAGCAACAAAACAAAUUAUGAGAAUUUAGGUAAAUAUAGCAGUUUCGUUGUAUUUUUGUAAGUUAUUGUGUCAUUUUUUUACAUUAUUUUGUAUUCCACGGUAUUUUGCUAUGAAAAAUUUAGCAUUAUCACAAAAAAAAUUUAGCAUUAUGCCUGGGCGCCCUGGGCCCCUCCCCUGGACCUGCCACUGCAAUGGUGACCAACAUCAAUUUUUUCUUUACAAUACCCAUUCACUGUCAAAAGAAAAGGUUAUGAGAAUUAACAAAAUGAUCACCAAAACGAAAAUACCUUGAUCUUUUGUCAAAUUCGCUCAACUAAUUCUUAAAGGAAAUGUAUAGAGAUCAGUAAAGAGAAUUUGUAAGUGGAUAUCGGGGCUUAAAGGAUUAAGAGAGAGUCGAGUGUUACCAGAAUAACAGUGUUCAUGAUAUGACUGUUUAAUGUUUUUACUUCUCAGGCAAAGGAGUAUGGGAGGUGCAGAGGCAUCUGUUCCCAUUGUAAAAGUUACACAUGAAGCCCCGGUAAGUAUUAAGUGAGUUAAUGUUUGAGUUUGUGUGGAGUCAAUGUAAUUCAAUAUUCACCUGAAUUUUCUGCGUUGGUGCAUGACUGAAUUGUAAUAAUGAGUUGACAAGUUUGUGACUAGACUUCUUAAUAACAGCUUAUUGAAAAAUAAUUAUUUAGAAAAGAGCAAAAAUACUAUAAUCUGUGACAGCUAUGGGUGUCCAUAUGAUCCACGGGCAUAUACACAAAAAAACUGGCCAUCUAUGUAGACUAGCUGCCAAGUUAUACAUAAUUAGGCUUCAAGUUUUGUGGUUAACUUGUGCACUUUGUAUGGUCACUUCUUCAGAGUUUUAAAAAACAGACCUGCUUUUUCAAAAUUGGAUAAACAAUAUCUGCUGGAUAAAUCCCUAUCUAAUGGAUACAUGUACACUUAAGAUUAGGAAAAGUAAGGCCAAUUGUGUUAUCCGUUAAAUAGAAUUUGUUGAGUGGAUCAUGCUUUUCUCCUUUUGAACAAGUAGGGCCAAUGUGGAAUUUGGAACUGUUCAGUGAUCAAUCUAGAAGUUGGUCAAAGUGGGUUAUACGCAUGUAUGUCCCACAUGGCAUUUUAAAUUGGGUCAUUUCAGAGAUGGUCUACUAGGUCAAACUAAGAUAUUGAAACUUUGAACAACUCUAAUGGAAAUCUUCAUGCUUUUCAGAUUCACCUGCCAUUCUCUUUUUUGUAAAAAAUGAACUUAGCUUUUGUUGCCGUUUCAUAAUGGAACGAAAACGAAAGAAUGAAGUCAACAAACGAAGCAAAAAUCAAUCGGCAAAGCAAUGUACCGCUGCAUGCAGAGCGUUCAAAUGUGCACUCCAGUCUCUCUCAGAUUUGAGAGGAAUGCCUGAUGUGAAAACUAAACAUAAGCACGAAGUCUGAAAUUGAAUGAUAGUCAUUCUGUGCACUCAUUUCAGGCUAGUAAGCGCACUUUCUUUUUUUAAAUUACUUGCAUUAUUACCAGCUGAUUUGGAAGUACUUAUAUAUGAAGUAAUAUUUUUUGCGUCAGUAUGACUCCACGAUUAUUUCAUUUUGGGUCAGAACAGAAUACCGUAAAAUUCUGAAAAUAAGUCCUUCCAUGUAUAAGCCCAUCCAAAUAUAAGCCCCCAAGCUGGUAACGCAAAAAACCCUCCGUUAAAUUGCCCCUCCAAAUAUAAGCCCCGCAGGGGGGCUUGUACUUGGAAAUGUCCAUCAAAUACAAAGUAAAACAAAGAAAACGGUAAAUUUCCUUCCAAGAAGAAGGCUAGCCCAAUCGGUUUUUAAAUGCAAAUUUCCCUCCAUCCAUAAGCCCCUCCGAAUAUAAGCCCUUCAAAAAAUAAGCCCCUCAAAAAUGGUCUUUUGAAAAUAUAAGCCCCAAGGGCUUAUUUUCGGAAUUUUACGGUAUUCCACGUCAAUGGCGGAGAAACGUAGCUUAGAUUGGACACUUCAACUGUUGUCAUUUAAAUAAACCUCUGUAAAAUGCUCCUUUGCUUUUAGGUUAUUCGCAACCCAGCAGACAUGGCAUUGAGCCAGCGACAGGCACUAGAGGUAGGUUUACAUCACUUAACCCUUUAAGCCCUAAGAAUGAUCAGCAUUAAAUUUCUCCUUGUAAUAACAAGGCUUUGUUAAACAGAGUGGUCAUGAGAAUUACGGACAUGAUCAAACAGGAUGAAUUAGCUUAAUAUUUUAUCAACUUCUCCCCACUACUUCUGAAGGAAAUGAAUAGGGGCAACAAAUGAGAAUUCAAAUUUUGAUCUUAGGGUUUCAAGGGUUAAAAGAUUUACAUUAGUAGUAUAAAAACCACUCACUCUGUCAAAAGUAAUUAUAGCUUCUAAAUCAGAUGCUUUGUGUCUUGUAACGUUUCAUCAAAAUACUUUAUGUCACAUUCUUUCCUCCCACAUAUCAUCUCAUUAUGAAAUGGUUUUAAUGAUUUAGACAUUGAUGGACUGUAAAACAGCCCAUAAUUUUGCCUAGAUUCAGGACGCCUGCACGCGCGGUCAAAGGAGAGGUUUGGAGUGAGGGUAAAAACGAAGAGUGAGACACGGGCUUUACAAUGGUUUCGCUAUGUUCGAGUUCGCUACCUACAUAUUCUUCUUGCUGCCUCUUGGCAAAGUCCAAAACUUGCACCCUCCCUCGAAGGGGCAAGCUUAAAAGAACGCGAAAUAUUAUAUAUCAAAAGAUCUUUUUCUAGAUCGAUUAGGGGAGUAUUUUCAGUGGUUUACAGAAAGCUUACAGCUUAGCGAAUUUGUUGCGAACUAGGACGUAGCGAGACGGGUUGUUAUCAGAAACGGACGUGUGUGGCCAGCCCACCCACUUAGUUUGAAAAUGUUGUGCUGGUGCAUCACGCCCUUCAAAGCCAAUUUGGAGCAAAAAAAAAUGCAUUCUAAGUCGAUGCCAGAUUGUCAUGGACCUGGAAAAAUAACAACACGAAAAUUUAAAGGAACUCAUUAUAGCACUACCAAUGAUUGCCUCGUGCAUCAUGAUUUCCUGAAUGACUGACAUGAUCGUAUCCAUGACAAUGUGUUGCACUGACCUGUCAAAUAGGGAGCUUUAGAUUUGAGGACGAGAACGAGUACAAGUACGAGAUGUAAAGUUUUUGCACUUUUUCGAAAAAAGACACCCCAUAAAGCAUCAUUUUAGUAUGGUUAUUUAUACUGGAGGAGGUUAAGCCCUCUCCCGAUAGCAAAAUGAUAAAACUUCUUACAAUUGAUAGCUUGUUCCCGCCACAAAGACAUUUUCGCUAAAACUCGUAGUAGAAUGACGGCUAUCACGUUUUCCCGCAAAAAUGACGCUGGUUCACGCCUGAGCAAUACUCAGUAUUGAAAAAAUCGUCAUUCUCGUUCGUUCUUGUCUCAGAAUCUAAAGCUCUGUAAUGAUUCAAUGUUGGGGGAGGGGAAGGAGUGGGUGUCACUCCAAGAAAUUCUGGGUAGAGGUGUGCUGCCAAGUCCUUCAAACCCUGACCUGUUUAACACAAGAACGGUUCAAUUUCGAUGCCUCGUUUAAGACCGGAAGAGACCUUAUUUUAUUACCCUGUUUCGUUUCACUCUCCAUACAGAAUUAAGUUGUCAUUUUUUCAACCUACAUUCUUGGACAAAACUCUUGAGAAAAUUGCACAUUUCGAGAGCAUUUUUCUAAACAUCGUAGCUGUACCAAUUCUUCCCUUCCCCUCUCCCCUUGGAAGCAAUGUUGUUGUGUGUUCUGAAGCAACCCUGAUCAUUGGACGUUUGUAGGAAGCAACUUUGACCUGCGAGAAGGGGAUUUGAUUCCGCAAGUUAGUUAUUUUGGAAAUAGUUUUGUUGCGUACGAUAGUGCGCAUUAAGAGGAAAACGUUCUCAAGUAGUAUUUUUCCGGGAUUGUGGCAAAAAAGUUGUUGGAGCCAUAAACUAAUGUAGAUCGCUCAUCGCCAACCUUUGACUCUUCUAAGGGCUCCCGGUCCAAAAAGAUACCACUCGCCUCCCCGGUAUGGAGUGUUCUCGUAAGGUGUUCUACAGUCGCCCCACUCCCUUAGUUUUACUGUGAAGAACUGCUAUCUCGUGCUUAUGGAAUCCAACUAUUGCAUGCUUACAAAAUACAGCUGCUAACCAAUAGCAACAGUUUCAAGUCCCAGGGAGUUACCCUCCUACGCAGACGCCCUUUGGCUCAUCGCGAUCUUCUGCAGUGUUAGUUGGGGAGAAUUGCGUGACAAGCUUAAAGGAUGUCUGUGUAAGAGGCCUAAGACAUCCCAUCCAUUCCUGACUUUUGAUUGGUCCAUUUGUCCAUUUGAGUCUUGGUAAUAUACAUCCAACGUUGACUGUCUGCUUGCUAGUACACCGACCCUUCCUAUGCCUACCCUGUAGAUUGUAUUUCUUCUCUCCCAAUCUUCUGCUUUUAAAAUGAACGAUAGCGACUUCUAGACCUACGGAUCGCGCGCUCGACUGCAAAAUAUCCCUGCAUUGCAGGUUAAUGGUAUCCUGUCUCAGAACUACUGGAACAGUUUUAUUUUUGACUGUCUCAAUUCUUUUCGUACUUAAGUGUUAAGUAAACGACAAUACAAGACAGUAAACUUUCCUUAACCCCUUAAGCGCUAAGAGUGAUCAGCAUGAAAUUUCUCCUUAUAAUAUCAAUGUUGUAGAAAACAGAGUGGUCAUGAGAAUUGAGUACAUGAUCAGGGAAGAUGAGGCUAAUUGAUAUUUUAACAAAUUCUCCCCACUACUUCUGUUGAAAAAGUAUAGGAACAGUAAAUGAGAAUCUCAAUUUUGAUAUUAGGGUUUAAAGGGUUAAUAUGGGACUAACGCGAGCUAUGUUUAGACUUUUAUGGAACGUUUUCUUUUGUUUUUUAGCACGCAAACACAACGUCUUCUGGAUAUUUUAUCUCGCAAGACUCAGCUUACGGAAAUCUCAUCCUGCCGGUUUUACCAAGGUUUGAAAAUGGAGAAUUAAAAAUGAUUUGA